UAAAUCGAUAUCAGCAGAACUUGUUUUAUGACAAAUUCAUUCUCUAGCUCUUUAACCCUUUCAGUAGGAACGAUUUGAAGUAUUGUUUCUAUUCCUCGCGCAGUCUUGCCAAAUCUUCAGAGAUGGCCUGUGUAUCCUGUUAAUCAGGAAAUAUAUUUAUUUCUAUAUCCUUCAAACAGUCAUAAAAAUUACAGUGCCAGUUGGACUGUACAACCAGGAAACUGGGGGCAUUUGAAUGUGUUUCAUGUCAAUUAGGCCUACUUUCACCAUCAGAUAGUUACAACAACAUUGUUAAAUUUAACCAAACGUAGCAUGCACGGGUCGUGACAUCGACAAUGUAUAUAAAAGCUGUACUUAAAUUUGCCUCCUCAUUUUCCAUCUCGCAAAGAGCAAUGUUGGUACAUGUUUUCAGUGAAAAAGACACAAGGAAAAUGAGUCUGUGAUAGAUUGGUGAAUAAAUAAGUACAUCAGCAACUUGUCAUGGACGCCAUGUUCAACAUGAGAUCAGGGAGUUCUUUCUCUGUGACGUUUGCCAUCCUCGCUUUCUUUGCCUUCGGAUGCAAGUUCCAAGUGGCUGCUUUAGUUCGUUUGGUAGGCGGUUCAGACUCCAUGGAAGGUCGAGUGGAGGUGUUCUGGAACGGUGCUUGGGGGACAGUCUGUGAUGACCUCUGGGAUAUACAAGACGCAACCGUUAUCUGCCGGGAACUGGGUAUUGGAGAAGCUUAUGCGGCUCCCAUUCGAGCUGCAUUUGGUUGGGGGACCGGAGACAUACUGUUGGAUGAUGUUGGUUGCACGGGUAACGAGGAGACGGUGUUUGAUUGCCCGGCACGAAGUCUGGGAGACCACGACUGCAGGCAUAGCGAGGAUGCCGGGGUUCGAUGUACUGGAGACCGACCCGUCAUAAUCUGCCCAUCUAAUCAGACGAUCGUGUCAGAUUCAAACCAGACCUUCGCUACGGUCAACCUACCUGGUCCUGCCGCUUCGUACCACAGCAGCCUUGGACGGCUCGAAAUCACUAUUGACGUGGAUGGUUCUACGCGUCGUGUUAAUGACGAAGUCAGAUUGAGUAUUACAAACUCUCCACACCUAUUGCAAUACACUGCGAGUGAUGCAAACAAUACUGCGACGUGCAGCACGCAAAUCUCCGUUCUUGGGAUAGGCGUUCGUUUGGUAGGCGGUUUAGACUCCAUGGAAGGUCGAGUGGAGGUGUUCUGGAACGGUGCUUGGGGGACGGUCUGUGAUGACGACUGGGACCUACGAGACGCAACCGUUAUCUGCCGGGAACUGGGUUUUGGAGAAGCUUAUGCGGCUCCCCAACGAGCUGCAUUUGGUGAGGGAACCGUGCACAUAGUGUUAGAUAAUGUUGAGUGCACGGGUAACGAGGAGACGGUGUUUGAUUGCCCGGCAACAAGGGGAUCGGGACACAACUGCUGGUAUGACGACGUUGCCGGUGUUCGAUGUACUGGAGAUCGACCCGUCAUUAUAAUCUGCCCAUCUAAUCAGACGAUCGAUUCAGAUUCAAACCAGAACUUCGCUACGGUCAACCUACCUGGUCCUGCCGCUUCGUACCACAGGAGCCUUGGACGGUUCGAAAUCACUAUUGACGUGGAUGGUUCUACGCGUCGUGUUAAUGACGAACGGUUCAAGAUGGACUAUACAGUCUUCUCCACAACCCCUGACAACUCGAAGGUGUUGCAUGAUGCAAGAGCUAGGGGUUGA
This is a messenger RNA of Patiria miniata (bat star), 1719 nucleotides long. Its product is annotated as deleted in malignant brain tumors 1 protein-like. The coding region runs from base 481 to 1719 and encodes 412 amino acids. Lineage: Eukaryota; Metazoa; Echinodermata; Asteroidea; Valvatida; Asterinidae. The record is from RefSeq and is a predicted model, not a curated record. The transcript has 6 exons. Gene Ontology annotation, cellular component: membrane.